AUGGGAUGCGGGAAGAGCGCGCCCAUCGAGCCGCAGCCACCGGAAGAGGUGGUCUCCGCCACCGCUUCCCGCAACGCAGACAAGAAGGCGGCGCAGCUUGAGAACAAGGAAUACCAUGCGCGAAUGAAGUUCCUCUCGGAAGUCCCGCUCAUGAAGCGCUUGCCCAAAGAUGAGCACCCCAUUGUGGCAGAAGCUUGCGAGGUUUGCAUCUUCGAGCCUGGCCACAAGAUCAUCCAGCAGGGUGACAACGGCGAUGCCUUCUACGUGGUUCGGACGGGGGAAGCCAGUGUCCACUUGGAAAACGAGGAUGGCAAGAACCUGGUGGCGACUCUCAAGGGUGGAGAUUAUUUUGGAGAAAAUGCCCUUCUGAGGGAUGAGCCACGACUUGCCACCAUCAUUGCGGAAAGUAAGCUCGUGGCUUUGCGAAUCACCAGAGAGAAGUUCGAGGAGCUCGGCUUGAACAACAAGCUGAUGUUUGCGAACCGGAAAGCCGUUGCUGGUGGGCUGCAGAUGCAAGCGAAGGCCAAACCUCCUACCGAAAAGACGGAGGAGGAUGUCGUCCUCAUCACCCGGGCUCUACAAGAGAAUGAGUACCUCGCCACGAUGACAGCCUUAGAUGAUGCGAGGCUCAAGUCUUUCAUCGAUGUGAUGUGGAAAGAGGAGGUGAAGGAAGGCGAACAGAUUAUCACAGAAGGUGACCUGAAAGCCGAUUUCUUUUACAUCGUGGCUUCCGGGGAGUUCGACGUGAAGAUCGCAGAAACCGACGACGAGGGCAAUCCGAAGGCUGUGAUGGAGAGCACUGUGUCCAAGAGCGUGACUCACGUAACGGCAGGUGGCAGCUUCGGAGAGCUGGCUUUGAUGUACUUCGUCCCGCGGGCGGCCACCAUCGUGGCCACCACGGACUCGGAGGUUUGGGUCAUCGAUCGGGCCAACUUCAAGAACAUCUUGAUGAAGGCCUCCGACUCGAGGAUCAAGGAGUACGUGAAGUACUUGGAUCAGGUCUCGGUCUUGGACAGUUUAUUGGCUGAAGAGAAGAAGCAGGUCGCCAACGCACUCGUGGAGAUGCAUUUCGAAAGAAAGGAUGUUAUCAUUCAGCAAGGCGAGCCUGGUAACAUGUUCUACAUCAUGUAUGAAGGAGAGGUCGAGAUUGUCAAGGACGGGGAGGCAGUGGCAACGCUGGAUGCCAGGAUAAAAAGCGGAACUGCGCAGUUCUUUGGAGAGAAGGCUCUCCUGGAGAACGAAAACCGCACUGCGACGGUGGCCGUGAAGAGCUCUUCAGCCAAGUGCCUCGUCUUGGACCGCGAGUCCUUCGAUCUCCUCCUCGGCCCUCUGAAGGACAUCAUCGAUGCCGUUCGCGAGGGUCGGGAGCGGCCGCAUCACACCGCCGCGAACCCGGCGGAGAACGGGUCCCUGGCCCAGAAUCGACAGCGGAUCCGACGGAGCGAGCUCAAGCGCAUCGGCUUGCUGGGCUGCGGCGGCUUCGGGGCCGUGGAGCUCUGGGAGCACACCAAGACAGGCGACUCCUAUGCUCUCAAAGCCAUCAGCAAAGGCUACAUUGUCAAGACUGGUAUGCAAGAGAGCAUCAUGAACGAGAAGAACAUCCUUGCAAUGACCAAUUCCUCCUUUAUUACGAAACUCUACGAAACCUUCAACGGGACGCAAACGCUUUACUUCCUCCUGGAGCCAUGCCUGGGUGGUGAGCUGUAUGCCACCUACAUCCGGAAGGGCCUUUAUGGCUCCGACAAGCACUGCAAGUUUUACACGGGCUCGGUUGUUUUUGCCUUUGAACACAUGCACCAACGCCGCAUCAUCUACAGAGACUUGAAGCCCGAGAACCUCCUCCUCGCAGAGGACGGCUUCAUGAAACUGACAGACAUGGGCCUGGCCAAGUUCGUCGUGGGUAAAACCUACACGACGUGUGGGACUCCCGACUACUUCGCUCCUGAGCUUAUUGCAUCCACGGGGCACACCAACGCUGUGGAUUGGUGGACCCUUGGCAUCCUGAUCUUCGAGCUCAUGUCAGGUCAUCCGCCUUUUGAGUCGGCAUAUCCCAUGCAGAUCUAUGCAAAAGUCACCAAAGGGAUCGGCAAGGUCGCUUUUCCGAGCGUGAUGAAGGGGCAUUGCAAGAAUCUUGUGGAAAAUCUCCUGAAGAACGACCCCUCCGAUCGACUGGCCAUGCGAAAAGGUGGAGUGGCCAACGUGAAGUCGCACCCUUGGUUCGAAGACAUGGACUGGGAUCGCUUGGAGAGGAUGGAGUGCCAGGUGCCGUACAAGCCGGCCGUCCGAAGCCGGAAGGACCUCUCCAACUUCGUGGCCAAGAAGGAAGACGCCCCGAAAACCCUGGAGCUGCUCGGCCGAUUUUUCAGGCGGGUCAAUGUGUUAAAGAAGGGAGUCCUGGAGUGGGGAAGAGACUUUGUGCUCAGGAUGGCCUGCGAGGCCUGCGAAUCGCGAGGAAUGACUGAACAACCACAGCGGCCCAGCCCCAAGCACCCCUUCGCCUUUCUCUGGACGUCCAUGCUCCAGUCCUGGCCGGGAAAGACCAGAGCCGACCAAGUCGACGUGCUGGAAGUUAUGUGCUAUUUCUGGAAAAGACAAAGAAUCAUUUGCCCGGAUGCAGAACAGAAGGAGAAUUUUCAGCUUGUGGCGACUGCACGUGGAGGCGCUUACAGCCUCGAUGGCCCUCCGGGGCAGAUCCGAAAGAGUCGCUGGAAGGCGACCACGCGGAGCGGCUGCACUUGGGGGCGGCGCCUGAAGAACUUGCAUCCCGAGGAGCGCGCCUACAUUACCCAGACCAGCGGAGCACGCAUGAGCUACGGCGAGUGGAUGCGCUAUCGACCAGGUCGGGCCUUGCCAUGCCUUGCCCUUUGCCCGCUGCAUCUGGUCGGUUCUGGCCUCGCCGAGGCGAAUGAGAGUGGCCUGGGCCACCGCGGCUCAUGGCCUGGCACGGGGCCCGUUCCUGCUUAA
Messenger RNA from Symbiodinium sp. CCMP2456, 2964 nucleotides. NCBI's taxonomy places the organism in Eukaryota, Dinophyceae, Suessiales, Symbiodiniaceae. The record is from the annotation of a GenBank genome assembly.